Messenger RNA from Triticum aestivum (bread wheat), 1300 nucleotides. RefSeq names its product peroxidase 72. NCBI's taxonomy places the organism in Eukaryota, Viridiplantae, Streptophyta, Magnoliopsida, Poales, Poaceae. Gene Ontology annotation, biological process: hydrogen peroxide catabolic process; response to oxidative stress. The transcript is spliced from 4 exons. The coding region runs from base 114 to 1118 and encodes 334 amino acids. The record is from RefSeq and is a predicted model, not a curated record. Gene Ontology annotation, molecular function: peroxidase activity; heme binding.
CUUGCUACCGAUACCUCUCACCAGUCACCACAACCAUCAUCGCUUGAACAGCACCAAGAAGACACCAACUAACCAGUUCCGGUGUUUAGAGCUGCUUGGCAUCCGUGAAAGCGAUGACGAGGGGUGCAAUGGUUGCCGCCGUCGCCUUGGUCGCCCUCCUCCUCUUCCCCGCCACCUUCGCAUUUCCUCGGGCUGGCCAGCAGCAGCUGGAGCCCCACUUCUACGACCACUCGUGCCCUCAGGCGCAGCAGAUCGUGGCGUCCAUCGUCGGCAAGGCGCACGCCCAGGACCCCCGCAUGGCGGCCUCCCUCCUCCGCCUCCAUUUCCACGACUGCUUCGUCAAGGGAUGCGACGCGUCGAUCCUGCUGGACAGCAGCGCGUCGGUGGUGAGCGAGAAGCGGUCCAACACGAACAAGGACUCGGCGAGAGGGUUUGAGGUGGUGGACGAGAUCAAGGCCGCGCUGGAGGCCGCCUGCCCUCGCACCGUCUCCUGCGCCGACGUGCUCGCCCUCGCGGCGCGCGACUCCACCGUCAUGACCGGCGGCCCAGGCUGGAUCGUGCCUCUUGGUAGGAGAGACUCUUUGGGAGCCAGCAUCCAGGGCUCCAACAAUGACAUCCCUGCUCCCAACAAUACCCUCCCCACCAUCAUCACCAAGUUCAAGCUCCAGGGCCUUGACAUCGUCGACCUUGUCGCUCUCCUCGGUAGCCACACCAUUGGCAACUCGCGGUGCACGAGCUUCCGUCAGCGGCUGUACAACCAGACGGGCAACGGCCUCCCAGACUUCACGCUGGACCCGGCGACGGCGGCGGUGCUGCGCCCGCGGUGCCCGCGCUCCGGCGGCGACCAGAACCUCUUCUUCCUGGACCACGUGACGCCAUUCAAGUUCGACAACCAGUACUACAAAAACCUGCUGGUGAAACAAGGCCUGCUCAGCUCCGACGAGGUACUCUUCACCGGCAGCCCAGCCACCGCGGAACUCGUCAAGCUCUACGCCGCCAACCAGGACAUCUUCUUCCAGCACUUCGCGCAGUCCAUGGUGAAGAUGGGCAACAUCUCGCCAAUCACUGGCCGCAACGGCGAGAUCAGGAGCAACUGCAGGAGGGUUAACCACAACUGAUCAACCAGUUGACGAUCCAUCCUGAGCUAGUGCAGUGGUCUGAUUGUUUCUGCAGGUUAAUUAUUUGUCGUUUUCAGGUCGUGCGCGUGCCUUUUGCUGCGAUUUCUUGUUUCCGUUUAAAUUUUAUAUGUGAUUCGUCCAUGUGUACUUUUGUGAGGGAAUUAAUUAUUUGUGUUUAUUUA